UAAACAGUUUGAUUUAUAUCAAUUAUUCAUUAUGUCAUACAACUUCGCCAACAAAAUCGCAAUUGUCACCGGGGGUCUUUCGGGAAUUGGUCUCUCCACCACAAUUAAACUCCUUCAGCUUGGAGCCAAGGUUGUGAUUGGAGACAUCACCGCGGAAAACAAGGUUGACCUGAUUUUGAACACCAUCAAAAAGGCCUCGCCCCUGAACCACGACAUUAGAUACUUACACACUGACGUUGCUUCGUUUGACGCCAAUAAGGACUUGGUUGAUUUGACCUUGGACGAGUACAAGGGCCUUGACUUUGUUGUGGCCAAUGCAGGUAUGAUUAGUUCGUCCAAGCCAGGGGCUGACCAAACCUGGGAAGAGUUCAAGAGAGUCAUUGACGUCAACCUUAACGGUGUGUUUGCCUUGAACAAGUUGGCUAUCAACUACUGGGAAGAGUUUGGCAAGAAAGGUAACAUUGUCAAUGUCGGUUCAAUUUUGAGUUUUGUUGGUAACCCAGGGUUGGCCAAUUACUGUUCCUCCAAAGGUGGUCUUAAAUUGUUGACACAGACCCUUGCCAUUGAGUAUGGUAAGAAGGGUAUCAGAGUGAACUCAGUUAACCCAGCCUAUAUCAAGACGCCAUUGUUGGAUAUCUUGGACAGAAAGGUGUAUGACGAAUUGGUACUUAGACAUCCAAUUGGAAGAUUGGGUGAACCAGAAGAAAUUGCUGACGCUAUUGCAUUUUUGCUUUCUGAUAAUGCUUCGUUUAUCACUGGACACUCGUUGUUAGUUGACGGUGGUUACACUGCUCAAUAGUUUUACUCUAAAAUUGUUUAUGAAAUUUAUGUUACUUUUUUGCGAUGCAACUAAAUUUAAUUGUAGAAAAAAAAA
Messenger RNA from Spathaspora passalidarum NRRL Y-27907, 874 nucleotides. RefSeq lists its product as uncharacterized. Bases 32 to 799 code for a protein of 255 amino acids. The record is from RefSeq and is a predicted model, not a curated record. The transcript has a single exon. Lineage: Eukaryota; Fungi; Ascomycota; Pichiomycetes; Serinales; Debaryomycetaceae. Gene Ontology annotation, molecular function: oxidoreductase activity.